UACUUGCUCGUUGCUUUUCUCGUUUGGAUUCACUUACCAGUUUUUUAAAUCAAACCCCCGAAAAGAAGUUUGUCAACAAAAAUGCCUUCAACUCCUUCUCAGUGUCGACGCGCAAUAUUUAAAAAGCUCGUUAAAUUACGCCAAGCUAACAGGAAUACUGACUACUCAAUUUACCGUCAUUGCAAGUUAUUUCUUCAAACAUUGGCACAAGAAGCUAAUAAUGGAGCAGAAACCGACAAUACAAAUGUAGUUGAAGAAAAACACGCUCUGGAGAAAGUUUUACAUGAUUUCCAAGGAAAUGCUAGGAAAGAAAAUUAUUUUCUAUUUUGAAAUCAUAACUAAGAAUUUAUUAAUUCAUCAGCGUGAAGUUUUUUUUUCCCAAUAAUAAUUGUUUUUUCUCAUGUCGUCCUAUAAUUUCCCUUUAACCAUUUUUGUGAAUAGUUAAAUAUUCUCUUCAAAGUAACAAGAUCACUUACAAUAAUACAGUUUUGUAUCAUUCUUUUUGAUAAAUGAAUUAUUUUCGAUUAAAACCUAUGAAAAUAUUCAAUUAUACUUCGUUUUCGAUAACAUUCAUAGCAUUCUCCUAAUCAACAUUUCGUUGUGAAACAAAUUUUAUUUAUUUAUUUUUUUAUUUUUUCUUAUUUAAUUUUGCUCAAUCUUUGUGAAUCAAAAGUGAAUCAAAACAUUGUUUCUUCUGGAAUAGAUCAUGUAGUGCAGUGAAAGAAUGAGCAUUAAACAAACGAUCACUGUCAUUUACAAAGCUUUGAAUACAUUAUGCAGGUGAAAGUUUAAUCACACAAUUGAAUCAUCAAGAUUUUCAUUUC
Rhizophagus irregularis DAOM 181602=DAOM 197198 is the source of this 824-nucleotide messenger RNA. RefSeq lists its product as uncharacterized. Gene Ontology annotation, molecular function: protein heterodimerization activity. The record is from RefSeq and is a predicted model, not a curated record. NCBI's taxonomy places the organism in Eukaryota, Fungi, Glomeromycota, Glomeromycetes, Glomerales, Glomeraceae.